Halichondria panicea is the source of this 1496-nucleotide messenger RNA. Its product is annotated as secretory carrier-associated membrane protein 5-like. The coding region runs from base 180 to 1325 and encodes 381 amino acids. Gene Ontology annotation, cellular component: recycling endosome membrane; trans-Golgi network membrane. The transcript has 9 exons. The record is from RefSeq and is a predicted model, not a curated record. Gene Ontology annotation, biological process: protein transport. NCBI's taxonomy places the organism in Eukaryota, Metazoa, Porifera, Demospongiae, Suberitida, Halichondriidae.
GUGACUUGACCCCCAAAAUAGGAGGAACCCUUUUGAAGUUUGUGAUCGCAUAUCGAUAUCGAGCUUUGUCGCGUCUUGCCAAGAUACCUGGAGCUUGGAACCGCCUAAGGAGACCUGUUCAUUUGUGUUUGGAGUUUCUAGUUCAAUAGGAUACCCGUUCAAUAUAUUGAAGGCUAAAUAUGGCGGAUGACAAUCCCUUUGCUGAUCCUGUAAAUAUCAACCCCUUUGCAGACCCUGCAGUAACGACUGCAGCUACCAGUGUCCCUCAGACAGAAGACUAUAAUCCAUUUGCUGAUGAGCCUAAACCUGUUGCAGAGCCAGAGCCAAUCAAAUUGCCCCCUCCCCCGUCGAAGGCUGAGGUGAAGGCAGCAAAGGAAAAGGAGAAGAAGAAAGAAAAAGAAAAGAAGCCAAAGGCAAAGCCUAGAGCGACCAAUCAGUUUAGUGAGCCAGCUAUAAUGGAACCUGACGACCCACCAGAGUACACCCCAGCUCCUUCAUCAUUUGAAAAUGACAAACUGAGAAAGAAGGAAGAGGAGAUUGCCCGUCGUGAAGCUGCUCUACACGAAAGGGAACAGAAUAUCGAGCGAUUAGGGUCUGGGGAAAGUCCCAAAAACUUCCCACCCUUUCCCAAAUUCUGCCCGUCCCCUUGCAAGCCAUGCUUUUACAUCAGUGUCAAGAAUGAGAUACCGCCUGCUGCCCAUUGGAUGAUAUACCUACUAUUAGCUCUUAUGCUCUACUUGUGGGUGAUGCUCGUCGUCAACCUAAUACUAGCCAUAGCUGGGGCAAUAACAAUAGGAUCCACUGGUAGUAGCACCCAGCUACCAAUGUUCCUGACCACAAUGGGUGUGGCCAUCGCCUACCUCAUCCUCUUCUGUCCUGGUUCUUUCUUCUGUUGGUUCCUGCCCGCCUAUUAUGCUUUCAGGAAGGACAGCUCACUGGCUUUUAUGUGGUUUUUCUUUGCAAUGGCUUUCCAAGUGCUGAGUUUCAUCCUGGGUGCCAUUGGACCUCCUAGUCUCGGAGCAUGUGGUUGGUAUCUUGGAGCCCUGUUGUUUACUCCAAAAGUCGAUACGGCCGGUGCCACUGGAGGUCAGAUUGCCGUGGGGGUCAUGUACAUCAUCAUGGGUUUCCUCUGGCUACUAGCAGUGAUACCUUCAGUCGUCCUCAUUUUCACGGUUCACAGGUACUUCCGCACUUCAGGAGGCAGCAUUAACAAGGCUGUUACAGAGGGUGUAUCUGGGGCAGCCAAGAACAAAGCAGUCAGAGGGGCCAUCAAGUCUACCGUCAAAACUGGAGUUAAAACUGCCAUGGCACCAGACGAUAAUUAGAUAAACUGAGGGCGUAAUUUAGUGUGUCUUGAUAAAAUAAUAGUUGCCGCUUUGUAUUUGUGAUCUUCAGUAUAUACGAAGAUGCGUGCUUUAGUUCCCUAUCCUUUAUGUGUUUUCAAGCUGUCAGUGAAGUGCAAAUUAACAGUUUAAAUUAAUAUUGUUGCCUUUUGA